Messenger RNA from Cheilinus undulatus (humphead wrasse), 671 nucleotides. Its product is annotated as type-4 ice-structuring protein-like. Lineage: Eukaryota; Metazoa; Chordata; Actinopteri; Labriformes; Labridae. The transcript is spliced from 4 exons. The record is from RefSeq and is a predicted model, not a curated record. Bases 112 to 486 code for a protein of 124 amino acids.
AUCAGGGGGGAUGCAUCACCACACAGGACUAUAAGAGGAGUGAGAGCACUGCAGGAAGGCACCAUCCGGUCCACAUUCUCCUGCCGUACAGGUCCUGUUCACUCAGCAGCCAUGAAAUACAUCCUCAUUGCAGCCGUCGCCCUCCUUGCCCUGGCACAGGGAAGCUUCGCUCAAGAAGCUACAGAUCUUGAGAAGCUCACCCAGUACUUUGAGACCAUGAAGACCCAACUCACUGAAUUUAUCAACAACCACCAAUUGGCAGACCAGGCUCAGUCAUUCCUCAGCGAAAGGAGUGCCGCGAUGGAGCCUACGGUCACUCAGAUCAAGGAGCAGCUGAGAGCCACCUUUGCUAGCGCCCAAGACCAGAUCAGACCCCUGGCUGAGAAUGUACAGGCUCAGGCCCAGCCUAUGAUGGACGAGUUCCAGAGCCAGGUGCAGGAACUUUUGAAUAGGUUCAUGGAUCAGACCCAGGCCCUUAGAAACUAAACUUACCCUUAUCACAGUGAGAUGCAGAAGUGCCUCAACCCCACCAUCUUUUCAGGGUUACUUGCACUUGAUGGCUGGCCUCCAAGAGCAGGCAGGAGAUCUACAGCCUAAGAUGUGUUUCAGUGAUUGUUUGCAUUGGCUUUGUCAUUCACUGUCCAAAAGCAUGAUUAAAACUUGCAACACAA